GUUGACAUUUUUCUAAGUUUUUCUCAACUUUGCCCUUAUCAGUCUAUAGCAGAAUAAAAAUCUCUGCGCAUCAAUAAAAUUAUAUUUUUAGGACUUUUAAGUGUAUUAUUGUGAAAAAUUUUACGUAUUCUAGUUUAGCAGGGCAGUCGUUGUUCAUCUUUUAAUAAAAUAACACAAGUCAUUUGUCAGUCCACACAAAAGUUUUUUAAAAUCAAAUUAAAGAAAAUCAUAAAAAAAUUAUUUCGGGUCAUAAAAGUUCAAUUAGAAUCAAUAUAAAUUUUUGAAUUACAUAAUUUCCUCGUCUACAUUUUUGAAAAAGAUGUCACUGUCACAGGGAAUCAAUAUUGAUGAGCCAAGAUAUCCACAAACCACUUACAUUAAUCGUGCUAAACAUUUUCUUAUCGUAACAAAUCCACUCAAUGUCUUCGCUUCAGAAGAGUCACUAAAUCGAGCUGCUAGAAUUGUUAAAGAUUAUAAGGCUGGAAAACCAGUACCUGAUAUAAAAACGGAAGAUGAGUUAUGGGAUGCAAAAUAUCUUUAUGAUUCUGCGUUUCAUCCUGAUACCGGAGAAAAAAUGGUUCUCAUAGGACGAAUGAGUGCUCAAGUUCCAAUGAACAUGAGUAUUACUGGAAUGAUGAUGACUUUCUAUCGUUCAACGCCAGCUGUAAUUUUCUGGCAAUGGGCCAAUCAGUCAUUCAACGCUGUCGUCAAUUAUACUAAUCGUUCAGGAGCAUCUCCAAUUACAAACAAUCAGUUACUGACCUCUUACUGUAUGGCAACAGGUGGUGCUUUGGUCACAGCUCUUGGAUUGAAUCGAUUAGCAAAAAAUGCAACUGGAGUUUUACCAAAAUUGGUUCCUUUAGCUGCUGUUGCAGCUGCGAAUUGUGUCAACAUCCCAUUGAUGAGAAUGCAGGAACUUCAACAAGGUGUUCCCGUAUCUGACGACAAUGGAGUUGUUUAUGGAAACUCAGUUAAUGCUGCUCAACAAGGCAUUGCACAAGUGACAUUAUCUAGAAUCUUUAUGGCUUGUCCAGGAAUGGUUUUGACACCAGUCUUGGUGAACUUCCUUGAGAACAAGACGAAUAUUUUGAAGCGUUAUCGUUGGGCGAACUCUCCAAUUCAAGUGUUGUUCUGCGGAGUUUGCCUAACAUUUGCUACACCAUUAUGCUGCGCUUUGUUCUCUCAACGAGCAUCGAUUUCUGUCGAUAGUCUUGAGCUUGAAUUACGCGAUAAAAUUAAGAAAGAAAGUCCUGGAUGAGUUUUUAUUGUUGGCGCUCGCCGUACUGCUUUUGGUACCUUUGGUGGAGCAUUUAAAAACAUCACCGCGACACAACUUCAAACUGCUGCUUCGAUUCAGGCAUUGAAAGAUGCAAAUUUAUCACCAGACAAAGUCGAUUCAAUUGUCUUCGGACAUGUCAUGCAAUGCACACAAACUGAUGGAAUUUAUCUUCCAAGACAUGUUGGAUUACAUGUUGGUGUUCCAAUUGAAAAGCCUGCACUUGGAAUCAACCGUUUGUGUGGCUCAGGAUUUCAAUCAGUCAUUAACGGAGCUCAAGAUAUAAUUUUGGGGGCAGCAAAAGUAUCUCUGACUGGAGGAGUGGAAAAUAUGAGUCAAGCUCCAUUCGCUGUAAGAAAUGUUCGUUUUGGAACAACACUCGGUGUCAAUUACAAUCUUGAAGACUCGCUUUGGGCUGGUCUCACUGACAGUUAUUGUAAAUUGCCAAUGGCAAUGACAGCAGAAAAGUUGGGUGAAAAGUACGGAAUUAAACGUGAACAGGUCGAUGAAUUCUCUCUCUUAUCACAAAAAAACUGGGAAAAAGGUCAAAAGGAAGGCGCAUUUAAAUCUGAAAUCACUCCAUUUAAAUUGAAAGUUAAAGGAAAGGAAGUUGAUUUUGCAAUUGACGAACAUCCAAGACCUCAAACAACUCUUGAAGGUCUCAACAAACUUCAAAGCUUAUUCAAGAAAGAUGGCUUAGUCACAGCUGGAACAGCUUCAGGAAUUUGUGAUGGAGCAGCAGCUGUCAUUAUAGCAUCAGAAGAAGCUUGUAAAGAAUAUGGAUUAAAACCACUGGCACGAUUAGUUGCAUAUUCAACUGUGGGAGUUGACCCAUCAAUCAUGGGCGAAGGUCCAGUCCCAGCAAUUGAAAAUGUUCUUAAAGUAGCUGGUUGGUCUAAGAAUGAUUUGGAUUUAAUUGAAAUCAAUGAAGCUUUUGCUGCCCAAACUCUCGCUUGUGCUAAAGGUUUAGACUUGGACCCCAGCAAACUCAAUGUCAAUGGUGGAGCCAUCGCCCUUGGACAUCCAUUGGGUUCAUCAGGAUCGAGAAUCACUGCACAUCUUGUUCAUGAAUUGAAGAGGAAGAACCUUAAGAGAGCUGUUGGUUCUGCAUGUAUUGGCGGUGGUCAAGGCAUUGCCUUACUUUUAGAAGCUGUUUAAAUGUUUGAGAUUUUAUUCCAUUAACAGUCACGUGCAUUUUUUUCUUAUCAAAGUUAUUGGUCGAAGGUUUAAAGUUUUUAAAUAAAAAAGUUUAUUAACUGUCAGAAUGUGAUUUGUUUCUAUUUUAUAAUAUUAAAAAAUAAAUUUAUAAAUUUGAGUUUUUCCAAAUUGACAUUAAUUAUUACGAUUCGAUAACAAUGGAAUGUAAAGAUUCGUCAGAUCCAUCACUUGAUUUAAUACUCUUGUUCAUCACUUUUGGCAUCGAGACUGCUUUUCUUGUUCCGAAAAAACUUGUCAAGAUCAAUUCCCAUUUGAGCUUUCAUGAUUCUCAAACUACUUCCAAUGAUGCUUUUGUGAUAAAUUUGUCGGAUAAGGAAGC
This is a messenger RNA of Clunio marinus, 2813 nucleotides long. NCBI's taxonomy places the organism in Eukaryota, Metazoa, Arthropoda, Insecta, Diptera, Chironomidae. The record is from the annotation of a GenBank genome assembly.